Molecule: messenger RNA, 546 nt
Organism: Closterium sp. Naga37s-1
Lineage: Eukaryota; Viridiplantae; Streptophyta; Zygnematophyceae; Desmidiales; Closteriaceae
Source: the annotation of a GenBank genome assembly
AUGUCCGGGCUGACGCUGGGCCUCAUGUCGCUGAGCCCCGUGGAUUUGGAGGUGCUGGUUCAGAGCGGCACGGCGGACGAGCAGCGACAGGCGGCGGCUAUAAUCCCCAUAGUGGAGAAGCAGCAUGAGCUGCUGGUCACGCUGCUGCUCUGCAACGCCGUCGCCAUGGAGGCCCUGCCGGUGUUUCUCGAUCGCCUGGUCCCUCCAGCUGCCGCCAUUGCUCUCUCCGUCUUCUUCGUGCUGCUCUUUGGGGAGGUGAGCGCAGCAACGGGAGGAGAGGUAAUUCCCCAAGCCGUGUGUUCGCGGUACGGGCUGGCAGUGGGCGCCAAUCUCAUUCCCCUCGUGCGCUGCCUCAUGCUGCUCUGCUGGCCCAUCGCCUUCCCCAUCGCCAAGGUGCUGGACUACCUGCUGGGGCACGACGACCAGCUCUUCAGGCGGCAGCAGCACACCACCCUCACCCCCAGUGUUGGACUACCUGCUGGGGCACGACGACCCGCUCUUCAGACGGCAGCAGCUCAAAGCUCUCGUCAGCAUCCAUGGCGCUGA